GGAAAAUUAACUACAUCUGAGACAAAAUGUACAUAUAAGUUUUCACAUAGACUAAUCAUUCACAUCAAAACUUAACUGGACUUAACUGCUAGAAAAAUGGCAUCUGGCAUCCAUACCAUUUUUAAAAGUAACAUGCAUGCCAAGAGAAGACCACUCACCUCAAAGUAAAAACUGAUAUCAAUUUGGAUUGUGUUCCUAAAUCACAUUUUGAAAAUCUAUGUAGAAGAAUGUCUGUAUACAGACUGCAACUAAUAGUCUUAAAUUCUUGCAACAUGAAUAUUCUGAGAAACAAUGCCUCCAUAUUUUUCAGACUUUCAUCCAGCAAACUGACUCUAAUUCAUCAAGGUCCUCCGAAACGAUUUCAUCUAGACACAAAGAGAAGAGUGUUUGAUGAAAGUGGGAAAGUCAGAAAAUGGACUUAUGGGAAAAAAGACACCAGUAAACAAAACAAAAUUGUUCUGCUGGUAGGAGAGACUGGAGCUGGCAAGACGACUCUCAUCAACACCAUGGUCAACUACUUACUGGGAGUGAAGUUUGAGGAAACAAUAUGGUAUGAAAUCACAGAAGAAGCAGCCAGAGAUCAAUCAGAAUCACAAACCUCUGAAAUAACCAUGUAUGAGGUCUAUUGUGUAGAGAGUCCCAUAUCUCUCACCAUCAUUGAUACUCCAGGCUACGGAGACACUAGAGGACUGGAAAAAGAUCUGGAAGUUGCUGCAAAUUUAGCCACUCUGUUUCAGAGCAGUGAUGGAGUUCGUGAAGUUGAUGCCGUGUGUUUCGUGAUUCAAGCAUCUAAGAAUCGUCUCUCAGACAGACAGCAUUACAUUAUCAGUUCAAUUCUGUCUUUGUUUGGAAAAGACAUUAUGAACAACAUUGUGUUUUUAAUCACACAUUCUGAUGGUAUGGCACCCAAAAAUGUCCUCAGUGCCAUCAAUAAAGCUAAAAUCCCCUGCAGAAGAGACAAAAGUGGCCAACCUGUUUAUUUCUUAUUCAACAAUCGGCAGGCUGAAGCACAAAACAAUGAGAGCCGUUACCUUCGUGCUCAAAGAGAUGCUUGGGAAAGCUGCAUGGCAGAGAUGAAGCUAUUUCUUAAGUCUCUGGAUAAAAAGAACAGAAUAAGUUUAGAGUUGACUUCAGAUGUCCUCAUUGAGCGCAUUCAAUUAGAAGCAUUAAUCUGCAACUUACAGCUGCGAGUUGAAGAGAAAGAGUCCAAAAAAUCUGAAAAAAUUCAGAUUCAGGAGGCAAUGAAACUAAACAAGGAAAAGAUUGACAGGCACACAAACUUUAGCAUUAGAGUAAAAAAGACAAUCAAAGUGAAGGUGGCCAUUGAAAGUGCUUCAUGGAAGAACAGGAAGGCGACGACCUGCACCGUCUGUGAGGAGAACUGUCAUGAGUUUGACUGCUGGUGGGUUUCUGAUCCCAGCAAAUGUGAAGUCAUGAAGAAAGGCUACUGCACUGUGUGCACUGGGAAGUGUCAUCACAGCAAACAUGUCAAAGAGAACAAGAAAUAUGUCAUCAGCACCUCGAACGCUGUGAUGCAAUCAGAUCAAUUAAAAAAGGGAUAUGAAAAUGCUAAAACCAAGAGGUUUUCUGUUGUAAUGGAUGAUCUUGACAAAGAUCUGCAGGAGCUUGAGGAUCAAAAGUCAAUUCUUCUGUUCAAUGCUUACAAGACCAUCAAGCAUCUGUCUCAGAUCGCAUUAAAACCAGACUCUGCCUUCACUCUUCAGCAUCUCGACUUCUUCAUCCCCAGAUUGAAGGAAGCUGGGAAAGAAAACUGGGUCCGAGAGCUUGAAGAAAUGAUGAGAAACGCUAAAGCUGAGGAAGCAAAUAAAGAUGCUCUGAGUUACCUUAAAGCUGGUCUGACAAAACUUUUCCUUGGUGUGAAAGGCGGAGAAGACAAGAGAUGAAGCAAUGAAAAUAAAUAAGACUGCUUAAAAUAAGAAAGUAAUGCAGGUGACAUGCUGUACAUCUGAAGAAGAGAAAUUUCAUUUAAUCAUAGUAUGAAGCUGUUUUAGUGUUUAUUUAAAAGGCAAACCACUCCAAUCCAAUCUGUUAGUUUAUGAACUGUUACAAUAAAUUAAUAUCAGUAAAUUUGGGGCGUACUAGAUGGUAGCUAUAACAAAAGAUUUGUUUUGCAUUUGUGGAUGUUAAUGUGUUUAAUCUUGAACUCUAUAUUUUAUCUAUACCAGUUGAUGUCUCUGAUGUCUUUUAUUUUAUUUUUUUCAUCUUUGUUAUUUCCAUUAGAUUGUUAUCUUUCUCUAAAUCAAAAUUCUUGUUUAAUUAAAAUAAAUAAAAUAAAUA
Molecule: messenger RNA, 2298 nt
Organism: Onychostoma macrolepis
Lineage: Eukaryota; Metazoa; Chordata; Actinopteri; Cypriniformes; Cyprinidae
Exons: 1
Coding region: 228-1904 (558 amino acids)
Molecular function (GO): GTP binding
Source: RefSeq, a predicted model, not a curated record